Messenger RNA from Cydia strobilella, 3947 nucleotides. RefSeq lists its product as uncharacterized. The transcript is spliced from 2 exons. Bases 2460 to 3785 code for a protein of 441 amino acids. Gene Ontology annotation, molecular function: nucleic acid binding. Gene Ontology annotation, biological process: DNA integration. NCBI's taxonomy places the organism in Eukaryota, Metazoa, Arthropoda, Insecta, Lepidoptera, Tortricidae. The record is from RefSeq and is a predicted model, not a curated record.
UAUCCCGAAAUUAGCCUCCCUAGCUUCGACGGAGACCUAACACAGUGGCUGCAAUUUCGAGACACAUUUGAUGCCCUAGUCAACCAAGCUAGCUUAGCACCGAUCGUAAAAUAUAAGUACCUACGCAGUUGUUUACAAGACGGCGCACUUGAGGUAAUUAGUUCGCUCGAUUUCUCCGAGGACGCGUACAUGCUCGCGUGGCAGAUGCUUUGUGAACGUUAUAAUAAUCCUAAACGUUUAGUCACCAACCACAUGCGAGCCUUGUUCGACGUGGAACCGGUACCGUCAACUCCUUCGGGUCUAAGAGGAUUUCAAAACCUUCCUAAAGAACCGAGCUGACCGGCUGGAAGCGACCAGCCCAGCAGUACCAUCGGACGCACCCAGCACUUCCAAGAAGGCCAUGGUAACCACGUCCGAACCUAUCAAGGUAACCUCCAAACAGUUUAAAUGUAACCAGUGUCCGUAUUGUUCGAGUACGCAUUAUAUUAAUCAGUGUCCAAAGUUUAGUGCAUUAAACGUUAUCGCGCGCAUCCGAGCCGUGAAUAAAUUACGAUUAUGCUUUAAUUGUUUGUCCGGAACGCAUGUCUUAACAAACUGCAGGGCCAGUACAUGUCGAGUAUGUAAGGGCAAGCAUCAUACGUUACUACACAAACCAAAUACCAACACUCAUGUAGGUAGUAACCCCGUACCAACGCGAUUACCAAUAUCAACGUUAAUCGACGAACAACCGAGUUCUAGUCAAAUCGAGACUACCUUGUCGAAUAACACUUUAAUCGAAAAACAAAUAAACAAUGCGCGAAAUAGGUCAGUUUUCCUUACAACAGCCCAAGUGCUCGUUAGGGAUAAGCAUAACAAUGUGCAUAAAAUGAAGGCAUUUUUAGACAAUGGCUCGCAAGAAAAUUUCAUUACCGAAAACGCGGCCAAAAAGUUACAAUUAAACAAGGAACAACUUGCCUUAAAUGUCAUAGGUUUCAAUGAAAAAGUGUCUAGCCUUUUAGAAUCGUGUGACGUAACAUUGCAUUCCUUAGACGGAACCUUUACAACGAAUUUGUCCUGUUUUAUUACGCCUAUAAUUUGUACUACCAACAUUUUAAUACCAAACGUGCAACGUUGGCACAUUCCGUCGCGUUAUAAAUUAGCUGAUGACGAGUUUAACUUAGCUCAAGAUGUAGAUUUGCUUAUCGGUGGGGAGAUAUUCUUUGAUUUACUUCUUACCGGUAAAUACAAGCUCGGGCCCGGAUUACCGGUUCUGAGACGCUCGCGAUUAGGAUGGAUAGUCACGGGUUCCGUACAAAAAAAAACCGAGUCUGCCAUUCAAUGUAAAGUUACAGUAGAAACUCAAUUAAAAAAGUUUUGGGAAAUAGAGGAGGGUUCCGCACCAAAUUUACCCUAUGAUGAAAAACAAUGUGAGGAUAUAUUUCUGAAAACUCACACUCACAACUCUGAGGGUAAUUUCGAAAUAGAACUUCCAUUAAAGCAGCCACCUACCAAGUUAGGUCAAUCUAGGCACAUAGCAUAUCGGAGGUUCAAAACAUUAGAAUCCAAGUUCGAGCGGAACCCCGAAUUUAAAGAUAAAUAUGUGAAUUUCAUGCGCGAGUUCGAACAAGCUGGCCAUAUGAUUCAAUUACAAGAUAAUUAUGAUGGCCCAUGUAACUUUCUACCCCACCAAGCUGUUUUUCGCGACUCCCCCUCAACCCCUAUUCGAAUUGUUUUCGACUGCUCAUGCAGAACUGAUAACGGCAUUUCUUUGAAUGAUAUCCAAUACAAAGGCUCAAUAAUACAGGACGAACUCAUAAAUAUACUUCUACGAUUCCGAAAAUACCAAUAUGUUAUUAACGCUGACAUACAAAAAAUGUACAGAUGUAUUUAUGUUAAACCAAAUCAACAAUACCUACAAUGCAUAUUUUGGCGGGAAAAUACUCACCAACGACUCCAAAUUUAUAUGCUGACCACAUUAAGUUUCGGCUUAAAGUCAGCACCACAUAUUGCAACCAGAUGUUUGUUACAAUUGUCAAACGAAAACCAACACACAUUUCCAGCAGCUGCAGAGGCCAUAGCGAACCAGUUCUACAUGGACGAUUUUAUCGCCGGCGGCGACGACGAGAAUCAAGCUGGAAACCAACCAGUUAUGGUGGUCUGGGCCGGCGUGGUUGACCCAAAGUCCGGACACAUGGCCGACCCACGAUUCUGAGUCACUAAAUCAUGCACCCGAGGCCGAGAGCGACGUAAACAUAACUCUCACCUUGGCUAUUAGCACAGAAUCUAACGACACGAUACAAUAUCUUUUCCACAGGUGGUCAAGCGAUAAAACACUUAUUCAUGUAUUAGCAUACAUACUUCGAUUUAUAUAUAAUACAAAAAAUAAAACUCGAACAAUUAAUCCAAAUAAUAAAUUAUCAGGACCAUUGUCCGUAGAAGAAUUAAAAAAAUCGGAUCACGCAUUAAUUAGACAUGCACAAAUGGAAUCAUUCCCACACGAAUAUAAAUUAUUGCAAAACAAUAAACCGGUUCUUAACAAAUCAAAAAUAUUAUCUUUACACCCAUUCAUGAAGGACGGACUCGUUCGCGUAGGCGGACGAAUCGGUCUUUCGCAUUAUGCAUAUGAAAAAAAACAUCCUUUAAUAUUAAGUCACGAGCACGCGCUUACCAAACUACUGAUGGCAAACGCACAUAUACGUACUCUGCACGCUGGCCCUCAGUUAUUACUUUCAACUAUUCGCGAGCGCAUCUGGCCAACAAAAGGUAGGAUGUUAGCCUCGAAAAUUGUAAAUAAAUGCGUUCCGUGUUUUAGAGCAAAUCCAAAGACUACUAACCCUAUAAUGGGAAACUUACCCCCCUCAAGGGUAAAUCCUUCCCCCCCCUUUGCUAUCACGGGUAUCGAUUAUGGAGGACCUUAUAACAUUAGAGAUAGGACAGGGCGUGGUUACAAGGUCUCUAAGUGCUAUAUAGCAGUGUUUAUUUGUUUUGCAACAAAGGCAAUUCAUCUCGAAUUAAUUACAGGGCUCGAGUCAGCCAAUUUCCUGGCGGCGCUGCGACGAUUCAUCGCCAGGAGAGGUAAACCGAAGGAGUUGGUGAGUGACAAUUCAACAACCUUUCAUGGGGCUAGUAACGAGCUAAAAGAUUUACAAAAAUACCUACAGGACAGCUCGAGCGAGCUAGUAUCUCAUUGCGCAGACGAGGGCAUAAAAUGGAGUUUUAUUCCUGUCUAUACACCUCAUAUGGGGUCCCUAUGGGAAUCUAGUAUAAAACUUACCAAAUAUCAUUUAAAAAGAGUGUUAGGGUUAUCUUUGUUAACUUACGAACAAUUUGUAUCAAUCCUAUAUCAGGUAGAAUCUAUGGUAAAUUCUAGGCCACUAUGUCCCUUACCUAGUUCAAAUCCUGACUAUCCUGUCCUUACGCCAGCUCACUUUUUAAUUGGAAAAGCACCAAAUUCACUUCCGGACGAAGAUUAUAACCAUGUACCAAAGAACCGAUUAACUCACUAUCAACUUUUGCAACAAAUCACGCAGGACUUCUGGCGGCGCUGGUCACGUGACUACAUCGGAACGCUGCAGGAACGCACGAAGUGGAGGAGCGCGCGCGGCCCAAGCCUCGCAGUCGACACCGUCGUCCUGGUACGAGACGAGCGUCUGCCGCCCUGCCGGUGGAGGCUGGGCAAGAUCGUCGCGACGCAGCCGGGCCGGGAUGGCGUCACCAGGGUGGCCGUCAUCCGAACUGCCAGAGGGGACAUCCAACGCGCGUUCAAUAACAUUUGUCCAUUACCUACUUCGGGUGAAGUCAUAUAAGUAGUAAAUACCUACCAACAGUACCAACCUAAUGUAAAGUUCAAAUAAUUAUAACUAAGUGUCAAAUAAGUAUAAUUAAAUACCUAAAUUACCUUACUUACCUAGUACCUAUGUACAUAAUUAGAAUACCUACUCCCUAUUUAAAAUAAAAAUCAUUUCCUA